GGGUGAGAGACAGAACGGCGGAGCGCAAGGGAACGCAGCUGAAUCUGUCGGCGAGUCGGCGGGGUGAGGGAAAAGCACCGGGCUUUUGAAAAAGUUUUAUCUUGCCGGCGCGCUCGGCCUUUCAGACGCUACCGAACACCGGUACGCUGUUGUACGGUCUUGCGUGUCCCGCGUUGUCGCUUCAGACCAGUUUGUACGUCCAAGUUUGCCCGUAGUAGCCGGUCCUCGCAGUGUGGUCCUCACAGUCGGCUCCGUGAAGGUCCAGAUCGAAGUGUCCUUGGAAGAAGGGGACCGGUCGCGCGAUUUCUUCCUCGUCAUGCGUUGACGAGAGGUUCCCUCGACGAACCCAGUGUACAUAGAGAAGAACACCGGUGGACACGCUGCUCAACUACGGGGCUAACAGGUCCACAUCCCAUCAUGAGGGAUUCUAGCUCGCUGAGGAGCUGCCUCUUGCUGCUGCUCGUCGCCAACGCCGCCCUCGUGCACGCAUCCGAGAACGACGAUCUGGUGUUCGACCAGGAUGGCAAACAGUCCAUCGGCGAGGCUCCGCUGAUAGAGUCACGCCAACAAGACUCCUUGUUUCAUAGGAUAAAGAGAGGGCUGUGGGAUUUUUUUGGCCCAUCCGAAUCGACAACUACCACUACCGAAGCUCCAGAAUCCGAAGACGACAACGCGGACAACGAGCUGAACAACGCUCCUCCAGUUCAAUCGGACGAGGACAAAGAGCCGCAAAGCUCGAAUUUGGAAAGGAUAACCCGAGAUAGCGCGGAAGAAUACGACGAAGAUGACGAGAACAACGAGGUUGGGAACGCGGCCGAGGGUCGAAGGGAGCCAGCCAAUUUUGGCAACACCGACGACGAAGACCUAGCCGGAUCUGGAGAAGUUGAAGGCAGCGCCACCGAGUUUGAUACGAAAGUUAAUUACGGUUCCAGAAGAGAAAGAAGGUUCUACAGAAUAACCUUGACCGUUGGAGAACCGUACAGGAGGGAAUACGCGGACAGAAGCAGCAGAGAGUACAAGGAACUCAGUGGCAAUCUGACGCAGCCGCUCGAGGAGUUGCUGAACCGUGACAUUCCCAACGAAAAUCACCACGUCAACGUUGUUAAAAUAUCGCCAACUUCUGACAGCUUUACGUCGCAAGUUACUCUAGACAUCGGCUCGACGUUAGCUGAUGAGACGGAGAUGCAGUACAUCAUCGAGAAACAGCUGCAGAUGCACUCGUUGGGCAACGUCCAAGUGCGUCCGGAUGGAUUUACCUUCAGAAUAUUCCAAGUAGGGUUUGAAGAGCUGGAAUGCGAUCAGUCAGCUGAGCUAACGUGUAGAGACGGUACAUGCGUUCCAUUGGAGCGGCGAUGCGAUGGAAUUGCCGACUGUAAGGAUAGUUCUGACGAAGAGGGCUGCUCCGAGAGUACAACGCAGCCGAGCAGGGAUUUCGCAAGAACCGAUCAUAACGAAAUUUUGGGAGCUGUACCAAAAGAAGACGAUGGAGAUAUAAACAGAGUUGAUUCGAUAUCUAGCAAAUGUCGCGCCGACGACACAAUUCGUUGUAGAGAUGGAAGUCGUUCUAUCUGCUCUGUACAGCAAUGUGACGGCGUGAAAGAUUGUGACGAUGGUGAUGAUGAAGAUGGUUGUCCCCAUCCAGGUUGCAGCCCCGGAGAAUUCGCCUGCGACGUGUCUAGGUGUAUCUUGGACUCGCAGCGAUGCAACUUCGUCCAGGAUUGCGACGACGGAAGCGAUGAACACGACUGCAACUAUCCUGCCUGCACCGCCUCGCAAUUCAAAUGCGGAAACGGUCAGUGUAUCGACAGCAACGACCGCUGUAAUAACGUCGAGGAUUGUUUAGACAGAUCGGACGAACUUAACUGCCCUUGCGGAGAGAACAAAUUCGAAUGCACCCCAGGCUAUUGCGUGGAUAAAUCGAAACGCUGUGACGGAUACCAGGAUUGUGGAAAUGGGAGGGAUGAGGAAAAUUGUCAGCACAUAACUCGAUGUCGAUCAGACGAGUUCGAGUGCUUAGACGGAAAUUGCGUGAGCCAGACCUCGAGAUGCGAUGGAAGAUCCGACUGUCGAGAUUUAUCUGAUGAAAUCAAUUGCACCGUGACCACAUGCAGCGGAGAUCAAUUCAGGUGUCUGGAUGGAACCUGCAUCAGUAUCGACAAAAGGUGCAAUCAGAACAUAGACUGUCGUAAUGGAGAGGACGAGAGCCAGUGUGGUUGCGGAGAGGCCCAGUUUCGCUGCACGGACGGACGGUGCAUCGGUUACGAGUUGCAGUGCAACGGGGUGGAGGAGUGCUCUGAUGGCUCUGACGAAAGGGACUGCGAUUUGGCCCCGUGCCCUUCUAUGGACUUCACCUGCAACGACGGCUCUUGCAUAUCGAAGAGCGCUGUUUGCGAUGGAUUCGACAACUGCCCCCGGGCAGAAGACGAGCUUCACUGCGAACGGGAAUGCACACCCACCCAGUUCAAAUGCGUCACCGGGAACAAGUGCAUCGAGGGUGUCUACAGGUGCGACGGCCACCCGGAUUGUCCGGAUCAGAGCGACGAAGAUUGCGCUAACGAAACCAUUACACACGCCACUCCACCUAUCAAGUGCCCCAACGGUGAGCGACCCUGCGACAACGGUGUGUGCAUCAACAAGAACUUCUUCUGCGAUAACAACAUCGAUUGCCACGAUGGUAGCGACGAGCGCGACUGCAACAACGUGGUGACACCACCAGCAGAAUGUCGUGCUGACGAGUUCACGUGUCGCGAUGGAACGUGUAUUCCGCAAUCCGCCGUCUGCGAUCGACGCCCAGAUUGCCCUCACGAAGACGACGAGGCGAACUGUCAUAAAGGUAGAACCACACUGGUGGGACUAACCCACGUGAACCAGGCUAGCAAGGAUUACAAUCCGGAUUAUCAGGCGCCAGCUAAUCUGAGCACUCCGAGGAGUUGUGCUCCGGAUGAUUUUGUUUGUGCUGAUGGCACUUGCAUCCCUGAAACUCACCACUGCGACCAUUUCUACGAUUGCCGCGACUUUACCGACGAACAGUAUUGCUUCGGCUGUGGCAGGGACCAGUUCCAGUGUGCGAAUGGAGAUUGCAUCAGAGCUGACCAACAGUGCAACAAUUUCAUAGACUGUGCUGAUGGAUCUGACGAAAAUUGUGAUCACAUCGUUUCCCUAAUGCCUGGCAGUUGUCCACACGGCUACGUCGCGUGCACCAGAGACAAAGAUUGUGUACCUCAGUCCUCUCUCUGCAAUGGGGUGCCAGAAUGCAGGGACAGAUCCGACGAAGAAAAUUGCUAUGGAGAAUCUCAUCGUCUCAACUUGAAGACUUAUCCAAGCGAGCAACUGAUCAAAGAAAACCCGCCGAAGCAAGGUCGUGAGGUCGUAUUCCAAUGCCGUGACGAAGGUGUUCUUCGAGCCAAAGUGCGCUGGCUACGAGGAAAUAAUCUGCCUCUGCCUCCUGGAAGUCGAGAUGUCAAUGGACGCUUAGAAAUACCAAAUAUCCAACUGGAACAUUCAGGGGUGUAUAUCUGCGAAGCUGUUGGCUAUCCUUCGUCCACGCCUGGUCAGCAAGUGAGCGUGUAUCUCACUGUAGAAAAGUUCGAGCCGCCACCAACCAACAAACCCCACGCAUGCCAAUACGACGAAGCCACCUGCAGCAAUGGUGAAUGUAUUCCCAAAUCAUACGUGUGCAAUGGCAGACUGGACUGUACCGAUGGUUCUGACGAGAUGCGUUGCAGUCCGCACGGUUGCGAGCCAAAUCAGUUCCGCUGCAACAACACAGAGUGUGUGAGCAAAGUGUGGCGCUGUGACGGUGACAAGGACUGCGCCGACGGCAGCGACGAAGAAGACUGUGCUCCAAACGCACCAGGCACCCCCUGUCGCUUCACAGAGUUUGCCUGUGGCAGCCACGAUCAAUGUAUACCCAAAAGCUAUCAUUGUGACUUGGAGAGGGACUGCAUAGACGGUAGUGACGAAGUAGGAUGCUCUCCAGUUUACAUAGUGAAACCACCUCCACCGAUGAUCAUCGUGUCACAAGGAACAACUUUAAUGAUAACCUGCACAGCGAUUGGCGUACCCACUCCCGAGAUCAGCUGGCGUCUCAACUGGGGCCACGUUCCUCCCAAAUGCUACAUGACAUCGAUAAACGGAACUGGAACUCUCUCAUGCCCUGACAUGCAACCAGAAAACCAAGGAUCCUACUCCUGCGAGGCACUGAACAGCGCUGGCUUCGUAAUUGCCAUUCCCGACGCCAUCGUGAUCGUGAACAAGACCGGACCGGAGAUCUGUCCCAAGGGAACGUUCAACUCUGAAGCUAGAACCGCAGACGAGUGCAUUUCCUGCUUCUGUUUCGGAGUCGCUACCCAAUGUCGCAGCGCCAACCUCUUCACUUAUCACAUUCCACCGCCUUUCGACCGCCAUAGUAUCGUAAGCGUGAAAACUCAACCGGAUCUGCAAAUUCUGAACGACAUCACCAGACAAGUGCAAGCUGUGAGAGGUAUAGGUCGAGAUGGAGUGCAGCUGUACGAUGCAAACCAACUGCCACUGGGUUCAAGAGAGGAACAGGAAGUUGCUUACUUCGUCAUGCCUGAGAACUAUCACGGAAAUCAGUUGAAAUCCUACGGUGGUUAUCUGAAGUACAGAGUAACCUAUAAUGGAACCGGCAUACCAAACACCGCGCCGUCGGUUAUUCUGAUUGGAAAUAAUUAUCGACUCUUGCAUAAAGGAAAGCAGAUAAUAACGGGUUACGAUAACGAAGAGGCUGUCAGGUUCUUCGAUGGCGAAUGGUACAAGCAACAAGGAUGGGCUGAGGUUCCUGCCACCAGGGAAGAUAUCAUGAUGACACUGGAGAACGUGGACAAUAUCUUGAUCAAAGUACAGUAUGACGAUUCUCCGUACUUGGAUAUCCGGCUCACUAACAUAGUGAUGGACACAGCUGAUGUAAGGAAUACUGGACUCGGAUCGGCCUCUUAUGUGGAAGAAUGUGAAUGCCCUAUAGGAUACAGUGGCCUGUCGUGCGAGCAAUGUGCUCCAGGAUACGAAAGACGAGAAUCUGGUCCUUGGCUUGGUCAAUGUUACUUAGCCGCGCCUCCUGGUUGCCCUUUGGGAUAUUAUGGAGAUCCUGCGAGGAAUAUUCCUUGCCAAAUGUGCCCCUGUCCACUCACCAAUCCAUCCAAUCAGUUUGCACGCACUUGUCACCUUGGAUCUGAUGGUCAGCCGACCUGUGAUUGUCCAGCAGGAUACAUAGGUCGUAGAUGCGAACAGUGCAACGUUGGAUACCGAGGAAAUCCACUUAUUCCAGGAGACAUGUGUGUUCCCGAAUCUUCUUGUGACCCUGAUGGUAGUCUCAGUACGAUCGCGGAUCCUAACACCGGCAGGUGCCGAUGCAAGCAAUACGUGACGGGUCUUACUUGCAAUCAAUGUAAGGCGAACACGUUCAAUUUGGCAUCGAAAAAUCAAUUUGGCUGCAUCAGCUGCUUUUGCAUGGGCAUUACUGACAAAUGCGUCUCCUCCAACUGGUACAGAAACGACAUUCGAGUUUCAUUUACCAAUUCUGUCAGGGACUUCUCUCUCAUCGAGUCUAGAACACCAGAUAGUCUACCAAUCACAGACGGUAUUCGUUUGGACACAGUCAGCCGCGAAAUCAUCUACAACGAAUUCCCUAACCGUGGGAACAACGAUGUUUACUACUGGCAGCUGCCUAGCAUUUUCCUAGGCGAUCAAGUUACCUCCUAUGGUGGCAACCUCAAGUAUACUGUUCGCUAUGUUCCGUCUCCAGGUGGUCAAAGCUCGAAAAACAACGCUGCUGACGUCGAGUUGAUCAGCGCCAACGAUAUCAACUUGCUGUACUUCUCCAAAGAGUCUCCCGAGCCAAAUACUCCCCAGACUUUCGUCGUACCUCUGUUAGAACAAUAUUGGCAACGCAACGAUGGAACACAGGCUGACAGAGAACACUUGCUAAUGGCCCUGGCUGACAUUCGCGCGAUUAGGAUUAAAGCCACAUAUACCACCCACACCGACGAGGCUGCUUUGUCGUUGGUAUCCCUGGAUACAGCUGAAAAGUACAACACAGGUCGAGCAAGAGCCGUAGAGGUGGAGGAAUGUUCUUGUCCAGUGGGUUACAAGGGACUAUCUUGCGAGGACUGCGAUGUUGGAUACACUAGAGGUGGCGAAGGUCUCUAUCUGGGUACGUGCGAGCCUUGCUACUGCAAUGGUCAUUCCAACCAAUGUAAUCCUGACACGGGAGUAUGCGAGAACUGUGCUCACCAUACCACUGGCGACUUGUGCGAGUUCUGUGAAUCAGGAUACACGGGUGACGCGACUCGAGGAACUCCUUACGAUUGCACAGGUCGCGAGGUAAACCAUACUGAUUGCAACGAAAUGGGUUCGCGCAGCAGCUUGUACAUUGGUGAUAGAUGCGAUUGUAAACGAAACGUCGAGGGACGGCAGUGUAACAGGUGUCGUCCAGCUACAUUUGGACUGUCCGCAGAAAAUCCGGAUGGGUGUAGCGAGUGUUACUGCAGUGGACUGACCGAUCAAUGUCACGAGAGUUCCUUAUACGUUCAGCAGAUUCCCAUGUGGGUAUACGACAACCAACACGGAUUUACUCUAACCGAUUCGACGAGACAGGAAAUCAUCGACCACCGUGAUUUCGAAUUGAACUUGGCUACGAACGAAAUAGGGUAUCGUUAUCCGGAUAGCAGACGACGCAGCUUGUUGUGGUCCCUGCCGCCCAUUUUCACUGGCAACAAGGUUAAAAGCUACGGAGGAAGUCUGACUUUGACUCAACAUAUCACUGCCAUUCCUGGGGCUCAGAGUUACAAGGAUCAAGAUAUUAUCUUGAUUGGAAAUGGGAUCACGUUGUUCUGGACGAAUCCUAUUGACAUCCAGCCUGACGUUCCAUUGACUUACUCGGUGCCAUUCAGGGAAUCAGAGUGGAAGCGUUUGACCACCGAGGGGCCUCGAGUCAGCUCCAGGACCGAUCUGAUGACUGUACUCUCUAACUUGGAGGCGAUUUUGGUUCGUGCAACCCACAGCGAAGGAAUGAGAGCCACCUACAUUAGCGACAUAAGCCUGGACACAGCCGUGGAGCACCCAACUGGCAACAGAAGAGCUGUCCAAGUGGAAGUUUGUCGCUGCCCGACCGGAUACGUUGGAACAUCCUGCGAGUCUUGCGCAACAGGUUACUACAGAGACACUAGCGACCGAUCCGUCAGCUACCUGGGCUCCUGCAUCCUAUGUCCUUGCAACAACAACGAGGAAAGCUGCGAGAUGACGCACACCGGCCACGUGAAGUGUCACUGCAAGCCAGGAUUUGUGGGCCAGUAUUGUCAAUACACUGAUGGGCUGAUGGUAAGUCUAACGCCAGUGACGAGCGUGUUAAAGGCAAAUUCGUGGGUUCUGUUCACGUGCAGUUACAAGUCCCCACACCCAUUUUAUAUCUAUUUCUCAAUGACUCCGUGCGACGGCUGGCCACUAACUUCGUCCAGCAUGCCACCAGGGCCCAUUGAAAGAACUACUAAUGGAUCGUGGAGGAGCUGGUACGUUUACGUCCAGCAGAAUCCUUUCAAUGUAAUAUGCUGCAUCGUGGACGAUCAUGGAACGGAACUGAUCAAAGUUAUAACGACGGUCACGCCAGAAGGCACAAUAUCGACCACCACGACAAGUCGUCCACCCUUAAAUCCACCAAAGAUUGUGGUUUAUAUCAGAGAACCCGAGUUCCAGAUCGUUGAAGCUGGAGGUACUGUUAGGUACCAUUGCUUUGAAAGAACGGACAAUGGAUCUUUGCACAUCAGAUGGGAAAAAGAAGGUGACGAAUUACCAAUAGGAAGAAGCAUAGACGACAAGCGUGGCUUAUUGAUCAUUCGAGACUUGAAAGUGUCUGAUAGCGGCAUUUACAUUUGUCAAAUCAGCGAUGGAGUACAUAUUGGUUACAAGAACGUCACUCUCACUGUUGGAGCUUUCCCGCGAAGUUUGCUGGACAUUCCAGUUCCACCAAGGGUUAUCGUCGAGCCAUCAUCUUUACAAGUAAUGGAAGGAGAACCAGCGGAAUUCCGGUGCGAGGCAACUGGGAAUCCCCCGCCACGAGUCGAAUGGAUUCGUGUCUAUGGUCCCAUGAGCCCGGGUGUAGUGGUCAACAAUGGAAUUUUGCUCCUUAGAUCUGCUUCAAGGUACGAUGCCGCCGAAUAUAAAUGCGUGGCAAGGAAUAACGUUGGCGUGGACGAGAGAACUGUCAUUCUUCAUGUUGAAGGAAAAUCCACUCAACCCAUAAUACCACCAACCAUCACCCCGUCACAAUGGUUCGGCCAACCUGGAGAAACGAUCGUGAUAACGUGCGUGACAUCUUUAAUAACGAAUCUUACCUGGUCUAGAGAAAGAAACCCACUACCUCACACAGCCAGCCAACGUGAUGGUGUCUUAACAAUUGUAAAUCCUACCCCUUAUGACUCCGGUAUCUACGUCUGUACGUCGACCAGCUACAUAGGAAUGACUAACAGCACUAUCAACAUAACAGUAACAUCUAGAACACCAGCGCCGUUUGUCAAGGUGACGCCUGAGAAACAGACCGUUCCUCAAGGCAACAUAGCUGAAAUAAGGUGUCUAACAAGCAGAGAACCCGGUGAACAUUUGACGUGGAGCAAAUAUCUUCAACCGCUAAGCUCUAAUGUACGACAAGUAGGAGACACUUUGAGAAUUGUCGACAUCCAAAUUGCUGACAGGGGUAUAUACGUGUGUCGAGUUACUGGACCAAGUGGAACUCACGAAGCUAGCGCCAUGAUCGAGGUCGAACGCAGGGAACCUCCAUUGGUAGAGAUCUAUCCCAAGAAUGUCCCCCCAGUUACUCUGGAUGGGUCCACGGAUCUCCAAUGUCGAGCAACUGGAAUCCCCAUGCCAGAGUUACAUUGGUCUCACGAAUCUGGUCGACCGUUGCCCCAUAAUAUUAAACAACUUCCUGGUGGUGUUCUGAGACUAACCAACAUCACAGCCAGCGAUGGUGGGUCGUACGUCUGUACCGCUAUCAAUCCCGCCGGAACGAAUUCAGCCAUGGUAUACAUAGAAGUACAAUCCAUGCCUGUCAUCAGUAUAUCGCCCCAAUCUGGAAUGCUGCACGUGAGACCUGGGGAUAGGGUACGACUACUAUGCAGCGCAAAUGGAUUUCCGGAACCUUCAGUUACUUGGAGCAGACAUCCGAACGUAGUAUCACUUACAACCAAUGAAUUGGCAGCCCCUCAUCAGGCCGUUUAUGAAAUACACUCCGCUUCUUCGAGUGACGAAGGUUCAUACAUCUGCCAUGCAAGUAGCAGAGUAGGAACUACUGAGGAACGAGUCUAUAUCAGAGUAGAGGAUAUAAAUGACGGAAAUGAUAACGCUAUACGAACGGACUACCUCAGGAUCCCCGAUGGCGGCAAGGUGGAAAUGCGUUGCCAUGUGCAAGAUUCCGAUGGACACAGAAUUUAUCUGGAUUGGAGAAGGGCGGACGAUAGACCACUGCCAGCUGGUAAUUCCGUUGACAAUGGUGUACUGAUCAUCCCUGUCGUGGAUAAAAGCGCCGCAGGAGAGUACGUUUGCACUGGGAGAGACCUAACUGGAAAUGUUCUCUUCAGAGCCACAUCUGUCCUUGAAGUAUUAUCCCCACCAAGGAUUGUGUUAAUCCCACCAAGACAAACAGUCCGAUCCGGAGAAAAUCCAUCAAUCGAAUGUCGUACCACUGGUGACGAACCAAUGAACAUAGAAUGGGAUGCCAUAGGGCGUAGCUUACCUCAUUCGGUGACACACCAUCGUGGACUUCUCCAGUUCCAUGGAAUCACUUAUUCUGAUGCGGGAAAAUAUGUUUGUAAAGCUACCAAUGAAGCAGGAACCGCUGAAGCUGUUGCUGAAGUUCUAGUGAAUCAAAAUCCUUACGAAAACACAGAAGUCAGACAUCUCGAAAGAGACAUGGUUACAUAUGUGGGACAACCUGUGCGUUUACGAUGCAUGGUCAGCGAUAGAGCUACAAUACACUGGUCCAGGGAAGGACUGCCAUUGCCACCUAAUGCUAGAAUCAAAGACGAUUAUUUGGAUCUACCUAGAGUAAGACUGGAAGACAGUGGAAGGUACAUCUGCCAGACCCAAACCUCUCAUGGGGUUUCCAGUGAUUAUGUUAAUUUAAAUGUCUCACUACUUAAUUUGCGUACGGAUUGCACGCGUGUGAACCCAAUGCAGUGCAGGGAAAGCAGUUGCGUCUGCAGCGUUCAAGGAUGCUUUCUGUUGGAUUACUAUUGCAAUGUGAAUGCUAUCUUCUAUCCUGAUAACCGCUACUACUUCAACAGCAAACGGUGGAUUCCCCACUAUCUUCAACAACUAGGCGCUACUACAAUACCUGCUGUCAGUGUGGAAGUCUCUCAGGAUCCAGUGAACAUUGGGGAUAACAUUGACAUACGUUGUGCAUGCUCUGGAACUCAUAAUCCACGUUACUACUGGUCCAGACCUAACCAUUCUAGUCUGCCACAAAAUGCUCAAGUGCAUGGAAACACUUUAAGAUUGUCUAACGUGACUGUCAGUGACAGUGGACUGUACAGAUGCACUGCAGACACUCCUGAUGGUACCUUCGAGCAGGACUUCAAUCUUGUUGUCCAUGGUGGAAACAACGAUGCUCCAGCAAUUGAAACCAAGCUUGCUCCUUAUGGCUCCAGUCUAGAAAUGGAUUGUCGUCCUAGCAUCGAUCCACCACUGACGUUCUCUUGGAGCAAACUAGGAGGUAUUUUGCAACCUGACGCUCAAGUGUUUGAGAGCAAAUUGAAGCUAACCAACGUCAAGGCAGAGGAUGCAGGCACGUACAUCUGCACUGUGAACAACGAUCAUGAAAAUAUAGAAAUACCGACUAUGCUUGUCGUAACUGGAGUAGUUCCAUACUUCAGUCAGGCACCUCAAAGUUUCAUCGCUUUACCUCCACUAGCUGACUCAUAUCUGAAAUUCAACAUAGAGAUCUCAUUCAAACCACAGAGCUAUGAUGGUAUAAUCCUGUACAAUGAUGAAUCCAACCGUGGAAAUGGAGACUUUAUUAUGUUGUCACUGGUUAGAGGCUACCCACAAUUUAGCUUUGAUCUUGGUUCUGGACCAACUAUGAUUCGGGCAGAAAAGCCUGUAACACUUGGAGAGUGGCACACUAUAAAACUCCAACGUCACAGAAAGGAGGGAACCAUGUUAGUCGAUGGUGAAGGCCCUUACAAAGGUAUCGCAGAUGGCAGAAAACAAGGAUUGGAUAUGAAAUCAUUAUUGUUUGUGGGUGGAGUCCACAGUGGUACCAUAAUUACCAAAUAUGCAGAGAUCAACAGUGGUUUCGUUGGCUGUAUCAGUAGAUUGGUAAUUGGAGAAAAGGAAGUUGAUCUGAUUGGUGAUCAGACAGAUAGCUCUGGGAUCACUAACUGUGAAACUUGUGCUGAAAAUCCUUGUAACAAUGGUGGUGUAUGUCAAGAAGCUGCUACAAAGAAUGGAUACAUUUGUCUGUGUCGUGCUGACUACAGUGGCAAGCACUGUGACUAUGUUGGACAGCCUUGUUAUCCAGGUGCAUGUGGUGAAGGCGAUUGCAUAAACAAGGAAACGGGCUUCGAAUGCUAUUGUCCUUACGGAACAACCGGUGCUCGUUGCGAGAAUACGAUGAAGGUCUAUGAACCAGCCUUCCAUGACGAUAAAUCCUAUAUAGCACACGAUACACCUAAAGCUCUUAGACGAUUGAAAGUAGCAAUGAACUUCAAUCCUCUGGACAAUCAAGAUGGCAUACUGAUGUAUUGUGCUCAAAGUGAAGAGGGACUUGGAGACUUCGUUGCGUUGGUAGUCAAGGAUGAACGUGUCGAGUUUCGAUACGACAUUGGUUCUGGCCUGGCGAUCAUUAGAUCAAACCAUGUUCUUCAACCUGGUGUAUGGACACAUGUCUCCAUCAACAGGGACUUCAAGGAGGGGAAUUUGACUAUAAAUGGAGAACCUACAAUAGGAGGCAAGUCUCCCGGGACUGCUCGCACCAUGACGCUUAAUACACUACUCUAUAUUGGAGGCGUUGAUCGCAGAAGAAUUAUAGUGAACAGAAAUGCCGGCGUAGAUAGGACUUUUCGUGGUUGCAUCAGUGAUCUUGGAGUGUCUUCGAUGAAUGUAGACAUACUAAAGUCUGCUUUGGAUUCAGUAAACAUAGAUGACUGCAAUGUUCUACAUCCUAAUCAAACCAAGUUGACUACUGCAAUCACUAUUCCACCAUCCACUACGACUCCCUAUGAUCCGUGUGCCUCCAAUCCUUGCAUUCAUGGAAUGUGUCAGAAUACUGAUUCGUACGACUAUUCAUGCACCUGUGAAUACGGCUACGUGGGAAGAAACUGUGAGAACAUUUUGAAGCAAUGUGAACUGUUGCUUCCCUGUAGAAAUGGAGGCACCUGUACAGACCUCCAUGGGUCCUACAAAUGCGAUUGUCGCUUAGGCUACAAUGGACAGAAUUGUGAAAAGUUGGCGGAGGUAACUUACGAUGUUGCAUUCAGAGGGGAUGGUUGGUUAGAGUUAGAUAAGUCUGUAAUGGCCCAUGAAGAAGAACGUGAAGUGUUAGGUUUUGAAAUUUCAACGAACAAGACCAAAGGACUGAUCAUGUGGCAUGGGCAGACGCCAAAUGAUCUUAAUCUUGAUCACUACAUGGCUCUUGCUGUGGUUGAUGGUUAUGUAGAGUAUCAAUACAACUUGGGUACAGGACCAGUAGUGAUUCGUGUCACUGCACAGAAGGUAGAUGAUGGAGAACGACACAGAAUAAUCUUAAAGCGCCAGGGAAGUGAUGGAAGCAUAGAAUUAAAUGGAGAACACAUGGAGAGCAGUGCUAGCUAUGGAACACAGCAAGAUUUGAAUGCUAGAGGCAGCGUGUACUUAGGUGGAGUGCCAGACUAUGCUAUGACUUAUGGAAAAUAUCAAGAAGGAUUUUCUGGUUGCAUUUACACCAUGGAGGUGCAAGAUUCUGGGGCCAUAGACAUUGGAGAAAAAUCUAUAAGGGGAAAGAACGUUUCACCAUGCACUAGAGCAAGAUGGAUACCCUCUUCCUUAGUAUUUACCAACGCGGAUACGGACAUCUUCGACGCGUUUGUUCCUCCACCUCCUGUCAAUAUAAUCCACCCUAAACCAGCGGCAAAUUUGGCUGCGUACAGUAUCAAAAAUUACUCAUUGUUAAUCCUACUUCAAAAUCUGCUCGCCUUCACCAUGGAUAUCCGAGAGCAGAGCGUGCUUUUCACAGUAUUAUGCAUAGACACUAUAAAUGCGAUGAAAUGUAUAUUGAGUUAAGUGUUGUUUAAUUGGAUUAGGUCUUGUUUAAGUGAAUACGUGUCCUUUCAACAAUGAUUUAAUAAUGAAGAAACACGUAUUCUCUGGUAACUUAUGGAAUUAAUCCAAUUUGUAAAUUGUUUAACGCUUCGUUAACAUUGGGGACAAGUUAUUUGGACGAUAGACUUCCAACAAGAGGCGACCUUGGAAAGAUAUGGAAGUGGUUUAUUUAAGUGAAGGGACAAUUAUAUUAUUCAGUUUGUAAAGCCUACCACGGCAAAUGAUAUAUGUAUAAGCAGUUUUAUAUCUGUACGUGUACAGAAUAUGUUUCUGACAACAUUUUAUAACCGAAUUAACUACAUUUUAUACAGUUCUUUGUUUUUAUAAAGUA
Bombus huntii is the source of this 13639-nucleotide messenger RNA. RefSeq names its product basement membrane-specific heparan sulfate proteoglycan core protein-like (gene trol). The record is from RefSeq and is a predicted model, not a curated record. Gene Ontology annotation, molecular function: cell-cell adhesion mediator activity; calcium ion binding. Gene Ontology annotation, cellular component: plasma membrane; axon. Gene Ontology annotation, biological process: homophilic cell-cell adhesion; axon guidance; dendrite self-avoidance. Lineage: Eukaryota; Metazoa; Arthropoda; Insecta; Hymenoptera; Apidae. The transcript has 55 exons. The coding region runs from base 418 to 13269 and encodes 4283 amino acids.